This is a messenger RNA of Plectropomus leopardus (leopard coralgrouper), 1571 nucleotides long. It is a transcript of the gene stx8, whose product is annotated as syntaxin 8. Gene Ontology annotation, cellular component: endomembrane system; SNARE complex. The record is from RefSeq and is a predicted model, not a curated record. Gene Ontology annotation, biological process: vesicle fusion; intracellular protein transport. Gene Ontology annotation, molecular function: SNAP receptor activity; SNARE binding. NCBI's taxonomy places the organism in Eukaryota, Metazoa, Chordata, Actinopteri, Perciformes, Serranidae.
CCCAAACAAGGGACAGUUUGGUGGUGAUUACUGCCGGAUGGUUCAAACUAAGUGGAUUUUCUCUGUAUAUCAAACUUAAAUCACAAUGUCUCAGGACCCGUGGUUGCAGAACUAUGAUGCCACUUGUCGCUUGGCACAGGAAAUAGCAGAAAACAUUCAUGAACGAAGCAGGCAGCAGAGAACAGGGGGGAACCCUGCAAAGAUCAACAUGACACUACGAGCAUCGCUGCAGAAACUCAAACAGAACAUCGCCCAGCUUAAAGAGGGUCUGUUGCGAGCAUCAUCAUCCCGGCGCUUAAUACAGUCAGAAGCUGAUAGGAGGCAGAACCUAAUUGAUGACCUGCUAACCCGAGAGAAGCAACUCAAUGCCACCUUCAAGGGCGACAUCCCGGAGCCUGAACCUUCCAGGUCGACGUUGAUGGGUGCAGGGGCAGGGACGAGCGGAGGUGUCGCCACCAACCCCUGGCUGAUCAACGAAUCAGAGGAGACCAGAGGGCUGACCUUUGGAGAGAUCAAACAGCAGCAACAACGAAUCAUUGAAGUCCAGGAUGCAGGCCUGGAUGCACUAGCAGCUGUCAUCAGCCGACAGAAGAUAAUGGGCCAGGAAAUAGGCAAUGAGCUGGACGAACAGAACGAAAUCAUUGACGACCUCGCACAUCUUGUGGACAACACAGAUGACAGGAUCCGCAAUGAGACGCGAAGGGUGAAGCUGGUGGAGACAAAGUCAGCCUCAUGUGGGAUGCUGGUGGUGAUCGUGCUGCUUCUUAUAGCCAUCAUAGUGAUCGCCGUGUGGCCUGUGUAGCUGACGAGGACAGCAGUGACCACGGACCUGCGCUGAACGACUACAACAAUGUUUGGUACAGAAUACCAGUUUGAAACUUUUUGCAUCUACAGUGCACAUGUACAGUCAUUUAAACACUGUCUCUUAUGAAAUUUUAUUUUCUUAUUCUUUCUCUUCAUAUUGAGACAACAAUCACUGGUGGCUGCCCAACCAAGUCAAUGUGAAGUAAAGUUCAGCAGCACUGUAACAAUUUUCCACACAUUAAUUUUUCGGUUGGGUGAAAGUCAUUAGUAACCGUACAGGAGAUGUUUUUUCUGUUUUGUUUUUUUAAUAGAAUAUAUUGCUUAGGUGUAAAUUCUCCUCUUUAACAGCUGUUUAAGUGUCUGGCUCAUUAAAUUCACAAUGUAUCAAAUAGCUAAAUUAUUUGGAGGGUUGUAAGCCUUUUGACAAAUAUUUUUAGCCUGGAGGGUAAUGAAUGUUGACCCCACAGUAGGACCUCCCGCAGGUAUCAGGAGCUUUUCCUCUCAUAAGUCUGUCUGUGGUCUCAGCUCAGGCUCACACUGGGCUCAGUAAUUCCGCAAGCUUUGCAAUAUUCACACUCACUCAUAUUUAUCCAUGCAUUACUGCAGCAGCUGUAAUGUUAUCAUUUGUCUUGGGAUUUCAUAACGUUUGUGGAAUAGCUCUCAGCCAAAACAAACAGCUCGGCUGUGUAACUAACAUGGCUGUUUUCCUUCCUUGUAAAUCAAUUCAGCUUGUAAUUUCUAUUAAAUGACAUUUCCAGUUAAUAGUC